Messenger RNA from Nestor notabilis (Kea), 1068 nucleotides. It is a transcript of the gene CCR4, whose product is annotated as chemokine (C-C motif) receptor 4. Gene Ontology annotation, molecular function: C-C chemokine receptor activity. Gene Ontology annotation, biological process: chemotaxis; immune response; G protein-coupled receptor signaling pathway. Gene Ontology annotation, cellular component: membrane. The record is from RefSeq and is a predicted model, not a curated record. NCBI's taxonomy places the organism in Eukaryota, Metazoa, Chordata, Aves, Psittaciformes, Psittacidae.
AUGAGUUCUUCAAGUACAGAGUCCUUUGAAGUUGACAACUCAACCUUAUAUGAGUAUUAUGAUAAUUAUAACGAUGCUCCAAAACCCUGCAGUAAGGAGACCAUCAAGAGGUUUGCAGCCUUCUUCCUACCUAUUCUGUAUAGUCUAGUAUUCCUGGUUGGGCUCACGGGAAACAUUCUGGUCAUUGUGGUCCUCUUCAAAUACAAGAGGUUGAAGAGCAUGACUGAUGUGUACCUGCAAAUCUCAGAUUUGCUCUUUGUUUUAUCCUUGCCUUUCUGGUCUUAUUUCAUGAUAGACCAAUGGGUUUUUGGAACUCCCUGGUGUAAAAUCAUUUCAUGGAUAUACCUGGUUGGGUUUUACAGUGAGAUAUUUUUUAUUAUGCUCAUGAGCAUAGACAGAUACCUGGCUAUUGUUCGUGUAGUCUUUUCCUUGAAAGCAAGGACUGCCUUCCAUGGCUUGGUUACUAGCCUUGUUGUAUGGCUUGUAGCUCUUUCAGCCUCAGUUCCAGAACUCGUAUUCUCAGAAUCUUUCAAUGAACAGAAUUAUACUACCUGCAAGCCAAGAUAUCCAGGCAAUUUCAUAGCAUGGAAGCUUUUUUCUACUUUGGAAAUGAACAUUCUAGGGCUCCUAAUCCCUCUUACAGUUAUGGUAUUUUGCUACUCCAUGAUCAUUAAAACAUUAGUUCACUGUAGAAAUGAGAAAAAAAAUAAGGCUGUGAGGAUGAUCUUUGCUGUCAUGAUUGUGUUUUUCUUCUUUUGGACCCCUUACAACAUUGUUAUCUUUUUACAACUGUUGGAAAUCAUGGGAGUCUUUAGAGACUGUCAAGUGAGCAGGAAUCUAGACUAUGCUUUCCAGGUAACAGAAAUCCUCAGCCUUUCUCACUGUUGCCUCAAUCCAGUCAUCUACUUCUUCAUGGGGGAAAAAUUUAAGAAGUACGUGAAGAUGCUCUUUAAGAAUUGGUGGUUACCUGGAGAGCUUUGCAAGUGCUGUGGAGUUCACAUCACUUACCACUCUGAAUCUACCAGUUCCUUCCACACACAGUCUACAGGAGAUCAAGACACUCUGUAA